CAUGAACAUGCAGAGAACUUUCAGCCCCCGCUCUUCCAUGUCACUUUAUACUCUCUUUAUGCAGUCCUGGCAAUUCACACAAACGAACCUGGCUGGCUCGUCGCCGUCCUCGCGUAUAUAUAGCGGCGCUAAGUGAGCUCUGGGGCAGGCACAGCGGCAGUGUUGAUGCGCCACCGAUCCUUGUCCUGUACUGUGUAGUGGGUAGCCUCCAUGGGUAGCGGCAACGGCAAGGUGUACGCCACGGUGGUGCUCAUCAGGCUCAUCUACGCGGGGAUGCACAUCCUCACCAAGGCGGCCUUCAACGAAGGCACGAGCACCACCGUCUUCGUCUUCUACCGGCACGCCGUCGCGGCCGUCUUCCUGCUGCCUUUCGCCUUCCUUGAGAUCAGGAAGCGACCGGCGCCACCUCUGAACUUGAGGCUCUGCAUGAAGAUCUUUGCUCACGGCUUCUACGGGAUGGCUGGAACGAUCAACCUGUACUGCAUUGGCCUGAAAUAUGCUUCGGCCACCUCUUCGUCGGCUAUCUUCAACAUCGUGCCGGUGGUCGCCUUCCUCUUGGCCGUCAUGUUCAGGAUGGAGACCCUGAAGCUCAGGAGCGUCCAUGGCAUAGCCAAAGCCUGCGGGAUACUCCUCUGCGUCGCCGGCGUCAUCGUGCUGGCGCUGUACCAGGGCCCCCAGCUCAAGUCGCCGAACCACCAGCAGCUGCUGAAGCAGCACGCGGGCGCGGCCGCCGCGCAGGUCCACCAUUCCAGCAGGGAGUGGGCUCUGGGGAUCUUCCUGAUGACAACGUCGGUCGUGAUAUGGUCUCUCUGGACGGUGAAGCAGGGGCCCCUGCUGCUGGAGUACCCUUCCAAGCUCCUGAACACGACGCUGCAGUGCGCGUUCGCGAGCGUCCAGUCGCUGGCCAUCGCCCUUGUCCUCGAGAGGGACUUGUCGCGGUGGAAGCUCGCCGGCCCCGUCAGCCUCGCAUCCGUGCUCUUCACGGGCGUCGUCGUGGCGGCGAUCUCGUACUACCUGCAGAUCUGGGUGAUCGAGAAGAGAGGUCCCGUGUUCCUGUCCAUGUCGAUGCCGCUGAGCCUCGUCUUCACCAUGGCCAUCGCCUCCUUCCUGCUGGGCGAAGACGUCAGCCUAGGAAGCAUUAUCGGCAGCGUCCUCCUCGUCGCCGGCCUCUACAAUGUGCUGUGGGGCAAGAGCAGGGAGGAGAAGCAACAAGCGGCGGCGGCGGUGGGUGAGACGACGACGACGACGACGACGACGACGGAUGGCGGCCGCGACAACGGAGACGCGGAGAAGAACGCCGCGGCCGUGCAGCCGGCGGACGGGGAGGACGACGACGACGACGACGACGCGGCGGCCAAAGUCUGACAUGCGGAUCAUGCAUGCAAAGCGAUCUGCCGGCUCCGUGCGUCUUUGAUUCACGCAAGAAGGCGUGGCUGGCGGGGCGGGCCACCGGUGUUUGUGCGAUCACUGCAUGCAGAAAGGGUGCGUGCUGGGCUGCUGGCAGGCACUCAUCAUGUGUAUAUCUGAUCUGAAAGCAGGUUCUUGGGGGGUGUUUCAGCACCCUGUAUGCGCCACCCUUUGUGUCAUCGCAUCACCAAGUUCAGUUCAUUCUGGGAGAUGAUUGGGCCUUCCAUUUCGUAAAGACUUUUCUUUUUUCUCGCAAUCAAGGGACCUGCUUAGUUUUCUUUAGAGGAAGAAUCUAGUUUAUUAGUACGACCAGGCCAAAUCGUGAAACGGGUGUGGAAGCUCCGACGCAAAGAUCGAGCCGACUAGACAGCACAGCAGGGUCCAGCAGCCCGAAGCAAAACGGAAGCAAGGAAAACGAAAGCAGAGAACAGGCAGGGCUAUAUAUCAGGCUAUGGCCUAUGGGUGAACCUCCUCCCCCAGACGACCCCCACACCGCACACACCUUUUUUUUUGUUUUUUUUUUAAAUGUGGCCUGUGAAGAUUGCGGAAUAUAACAACAAGAUAAGUAGA
Zea mays is the source of this 1977-nucleotide messenger RNA. RefSeq names its product WAT1-related protein At5g64700. Bases 211 to 1365 code for a protein of 384 amino acids. Gene Ontology annotation, cellular component: membrane. Gene Ontology annotation, molecular function: transmembrane transporter activity. NCBI's taxonomy places the organism in Eukaryota, Viridiplantae, Streptophyta, Magnoliopsida, Poales, Poaceae. The record is from RefSeq and is a predicted model, not a curated record. The transcript has 6 exons.